AUGGCCACAUCAAAAUUAAAUAAGGAACUAUACAAAAAUAUUACUCUACUAAAAUUAUUAAAUGCAACUACUUCAAAUCCUAAGUUUAUACUUGAUCAAUCACCAUUUAAUGAAGAUGGUGAUGAACAAAAUACAGCUUCUUCUGCAGAUCCAAAAGAAAUUUUGAUUAUUGGACGAAUUUUCCCUGAUUCAGACAUAUUUAAAGAAGGUGCAUUUCAAAUUGAAAUGAAAUUACCACCUAAUUUUCCAUUUGACCCACCAGAAGUACGUUUUCUUACUCCAAUUUAUCAUCCAAAUGUUGGUAAAGAUGGGAAAUUUUGCAAUGAGUUGUUAAAAAAAGAAGCUAAAUGGACUAAUACAACACCUUUAGUGGAAGUUGUUAAAGCUGUUGUACAAAAUAUCGAUCAUCCUAAUAUUGAUUAUUCAUUUAGUUUUGAACUUGGUCGUGAAUAUACGGAAAAUUAUCCUGAAUUUAAUCGGAAAGCAUUAGAAUUUGUUAGAAAACAUGCUUUAUCACGCAAUUGA
This is a messenger RNA of Rotaria sp. Silwood1, 525 nucleotides long. NCBI's taxonomy places the organism in Eukaryota, Metazoa, Rotifera, Eurotatoria, Philodinida, Philodinidae. The record is from the annotation of a GenBank genome assembly.